AUGAGUCUUCUCCCCAACAUCUCGCAAAGAUACUUUGAUGCGUUCUACCGGUCGUAUGCACCCUGGGAAUCCAAAGCCGCCAACACCAAGCCAAGCACCAGCAGCCGCCCUUUCUUCCGUGACAAUGACGACGAGUGGGUUCGCUGGUCUGACAUCAAGCCCUUGAUCCAAAAGCCUGCAACACCCGACCCCGAUCGCGAGGUUAUGAAGAAUCUGAUGGAUGUCGUGGAUGAGGAUGAUUGGGUCAUUGUCGCAAAGAAGGAUACGGAACUCUCGAUGUCUAUCUCAGAUUACAUUCUGGUCAGCAAGCAAGUUUUGUCUAAACUGCCUGAGCUCGUGGUUGGUGGGGGUAAAAGUGGUCAGAAGGAUCGUGAUGAAUGGAUUGAGCUUCUGAAGCGACAGGCUCAGAAUGAAAUUGAGGCUCGGAAGCCGAUGCCCGAGAAGAAGGGAGACUUGGAGUCCCGAAUCGGUUGUCGUGUUUAA
Mollisia scopiformis is the source of this 483-nucleotide messenger RNA. RefSeq lists its product as uncharacterized. The transcript has a single exon. The coding region runs from base 1 to 483 and encodes 160 amino acids. The record is from RefSeq and is a predicted model, not a curated record. Lineage: Eukaryota; Fungi; Ascomycota; Leotiomycetes; Helotiales; Mollisiaceae.